AUGCUAUCGACCAAAAAUAUUUCGAACAAACGAAUCCUUACAUGUACUAACACGACACUGGCGGACCAAAUGCUGACUAAGAAGGUCCAGCGUAAAAUGAAUCAAGAGGAGAUGCAAUUGAGCAUCGAAAGGCUCUCGAGGCCUUUGAAAAGAAAGACGGUGGAAAUCGCCGACAACAAGGUUAAUGAUCAGAACUACAUGUUUUACAUGAAUUUUAUCGAAAUGCAAUCGGGCAAGAAUAUUUUGAACAAACAAAUCCCAAAAUGUACUAAGACGACACUGACGGACCAAACGCACACUAAGAAGGUCCAGCGUAAAAUGAGUCAAGAGGAGAUGCAAUUGAGCAUCGAAAGGCUCUCGAGGCCAUUAAAAAGAAAGGCGGUGGAGAUCGCCGACAACAAACGGAAAGUAGCGCAAUUGAAAAUGGCUACCAACACAUUGACGAAAAAAUCACACGUACAGAAUGACCCUCGUAAGAAGCCUUUGAGUCGAAAAUCGACUCACAAAAACCAACAUAAAAAUGAAGUAAAAAAGUCGACGAAUAAAAAGAGAAGUACAUUAGAUAAAAAGGCAGAAGAUUCAACACGAAUGGACGAUAACACAACUGAAACAAUUGAAAAUGGCGAGACAUUUAAAGAGACAAUGGUGCAAGGUAUACGAGAUUUGAGCAUACCGGUGUCGUAUAUCAGAGGACAAAAUAAAGACUAUGAGCCAAUACCACAGUAUUACGAAUCUAUUGCCGAGAUAGAGGAUUUGAUAUUGCAAUAUGUAAAAAAAAAUAUCAACCAAACUUAUGAGAAGAUCAUGGCACCGGAAUUACAGAUGAUCGGGUUGGAUGUCGGCAAGCUUGAGUCAAAGAUCGAUGAACCGAAGAUACCGACUGAUGAGAUUGAGCUAAAUCCAAAAAUUAACGAGCAGGAAAUAACAAUUGGCGAUUUAAAGAACGAGACCGACGAACAAGAUCUCAAGCCACUGAUUAUCCAACUGGAGCA
Sipha flava (yellow sugarcane aphid) is the source of this 992-nucleotide messenger RNA. RefSeq lists its product as uncharacterized. The annotation marks the transcript as partial. The record is from RefSeq and is a predicted model, not a curated record. NCBI's taxonomy places the organism in Eukaryota, Metazoa, Arthropoda, Insecta, Hemiptera, Aphididae. The transcript has 7 exons.